GUUGGUGUGUAAGAAUCGCGUGUCGAGAGUGUUAGCGGCGAGAGUUGGAGUUCGGUUCGAAUGUGUUUUCUUGGCAAUUGCGUGAAGGGUGUAUAUUGCUGCCCUCUAAGCGUGUGUUUUUUUUAUUGGACAAAUUAUAGUGCUUAUUGGUGGAAUUGGAUUCUAAUUUACUAGCGAAAAAACGAGAUCAACUCAAAACUAUAACCAGGCGAAAAAGCAAUUAACAUAAAUUCAAUAGUGUGAGAUAAGAAUUGUGCAAAAUGAGAAUGUUUGAUGUUGGCAAAUGAAGUGAUAAUGUUGAAUGAGGUGUUGAUAAGAAUAACCAACUGAUCAUUGGAAUACAGUGGAUAGGUGAUCGUACAUCCGUUUCCGGUGGCAGCGAUUCGAGAAUGGAUUACAGCUGGUCGGACUAUGAUUCAGCAUCGACAUACUCUUGUGAAUCUGGUCUAGAGAUCCCCAAUCCUGUUGGUACACCUACGGUCGCUAAGCUGCGCCCAAAAAGUAAUUUGACAACCGAACGAACUGACUCGUAUCGCUUUUCGAUGGCAAAUUUAGAGGAAACACACGAAGCCGAGCUUGACGCAAUUUUGGGAGAGCUAAGUAUUCUGGAGCAGCGUGGAGAACUGCGUCAAUGUAGAAGUCACAGCCGAACCAAUUCGACCAUUUCAGCAGCCACGAAUGCUACUAUUUCAUCGGAAAGUGGUUGCAGUAGUGUUCCGGAUAGUAGUUCAGCCAGUAUAAGCUCCUUGCGUGAACCACGAACCGACAGUCCUGACAAUGAUUCAGCAUUCAGUGAUACCGUUUCGCUCAUGUCGAGUGAAUCGUCUGCUUCCAGUAGCGUUAGUACACAUUUGAAAAACCUCCAGCAAAAUGUUGCCAAUGCAGUCGAAUCUGGCAAACAAGCAAAGAUUCAUCUGGCACUGCAAAAACUCGAGCAGGCAACAGUGAGACGGCUGUUUGUGAAAGCUUUUUCAGCAGAUGGUGCUUCCAAGUCGCUACUGGUGGAUGAGACAAUGACGUGUGGGCAUGUUACUAGACUACUGGCCGACAAGAAUCAUGUUCAAAUGGAACCGAACUGGGCGAUCAUCGAACAUUUGCCCGAACACCAAAUGGAGCGCUUGUUCGAGGAUCACGAACUGUUGGUUGAUAAUUUGAUGCUGUGGAGUAGAGAUUCUAAGAAUCGAGUUAUGUUCCUUAAACGGCCAGACAAGACUUCUCUAUUCAAGACACCGGAAUUGUUCCUACCGGGGACACAGAUGGCUCCUGGCAGUGACCAUGAUGAGCACACUAGGGUUAUGCUUCUGGAUGAGUUCUUCUCCGGUAACAAUCAGAUUCCCCUGGAGGGGCCGUUAUAUCUGAAGAGUGAUUCCAAGAAGGGCUGGAAAAAAUAUCACUUUGUACUAAGGGCAUCGGGUCUGCACUACUACCCAAAGGAGCAGAAAAUGCGUUCAGUGAAGGAUCUUCUUUGUUUGGCUCUGUUCGCCGGCCAUGAGGUGUACCGAGGAGUGGGUUGGAAAAAGAAGCAUAAAGCACCGACGGAUUUCACAUUCGGACUGCGAUGUCCCAAGGUGCCACCGGGUGCCAAAGGAAUACGAUCCGUGAAGAUGCUUUGCGCUGAGGAUGCUGCGACGCUGGAAAACUGGGUAAUGGCACUAAGAGUCACAAAGUAUGGCAAGAAAUUGCUGGAUAACCAUCGAUCUCUUACGGAUGAUCUCGCUCGAGAGGAACUGGACAAGCUGUCGUCAGCACGAAGUGGUUCCAUGGGUAGUAUUGUAUCAUCCGUUCCGUCGCAGUGCAGUGGCAGUAGCAGUAACAGCAGUGGUAGUGGUACAAAUCAUUUAGUUCCUGUCCACAAUAAUGGACGACUGUCUCGCGCAUCAAGUUCUAGUUCAAGUGGUUGCCUGUCCGAUGAGAAUAAUGGAUUCGAUUCGGAGUUUCCUACCGGUACGAUAAAGCGGAAGCCCUCGAUGAAACCAAAUCUACCUUUGACAUCAAUGACACGGCAGUUGAAGGAAGUGGGAGAAACUACUCGAUUGAAUGAUUCCUCGCCCACGUCACCAGAACGAGGUGGCACCUUAACUCGGCGUCAUAGUCGAAGGAGAAGCGAAGAGAGCAACAAUAGUGGAACAUUGAAGCGAAGGCCUGUAAAUAACCGAGGAUCAGUAGAAAGCAUGAGCUCUUCAGCUUCGACUCCAACGCCAACUCCGACCAACAGUGUACCGGGAACUCCGGUAAUUCAUCAGCAGAUGCCAACACUAGUUAUUAAUAGCAAUUUAGUGAAAAAUAGUUUAAAUAUUACUCAGCAGGAUAAUGUAACUCCUUCAACGAAACCGAUCACUCUGCUGGAAGCGAUGCCUUCUUGCAUGACAGAUUCCACAUUCUCGCUGCCUCCACCGCCGGAUGAUCUUGGUACAAAUUUCUCAGGUUCUACAUUAUCACUAGAUUCGCUACCCCCACCACCUCCUCCAAACGAGUUGGAUAAUAGUUUUAGUGGAUCUCAGUUGUCGUUAGUAAGUGUCCAAAUGCCUCCACCUCCGCCACCAAACCUAGUGUCUGUGCAAUCUCAACCAAUGAUGGAGGACAUUAACAUGAUUUAUCAACCAAUAGUCUCUGCCACGGUUGCAAUGGCUUCCACGGCCUCUACACCUCAGAGCAUAACUCCAACAAACGAGAAUCUCGAAGUUACUAAUAGCAUUAAGCAAUCAAUUUUGAUGUUCAAUAGUCAAACGCUGCCAUCUCCGGUAACCAAUAACAAUAUCAAACUCGAGCCAAUAUACUCAAAGACUUUGAAGCCAUCCGCCCUGAAGGCUCCUCCAUAUAAAGCUCCACCGCCAUACAAUGGAGAUGCUUCGACGCCUCAAACUCCUCCGCCACCGCCGGCUAAAAGCGUGUCGUUUGCCGAAUCUCCAGUACUGCUGAGGCGCAAAGUGUGCUUUGAGGACGAAGUGCAGGAGAUGCCAAUCUCACCUCGUAGAACAUCUCGCGAUGUUUACUCUGCACCACCGCUUCCACCUCCAAGGGCCGAAGCGACACGUCUAUCGACUUCCUAUACUUCCCCAAAGCGUUUGAGUGAUUCGGCAUCGAAUCCUCCGAGAGAUUUCCUCAAAGACUUACAAAGAGUUAUGAAUAAGAAAUGGCAGAUUGCUCAAAAAUGUAAACUCGAACCGGCAACUACUCCGCACGAGGUACUCGGUUUCCGGGAUCUGCCGGCUGAAAACUAUUCAUCUCAUUACUACAGGGAAUCGGCUAACGUAAGCCAUUGGGUUCAAGAACAUUACGGUUCUGAUAGUAUGUAUGAAAACCUUGGCAGUAACAUGGGCGUCGAGCCGGCUUAUCCAAUUUCGCAACCACCGGUAGUCGGUGGUGGACCAAUCAAGAAAAGACCACCUCCACCACCCCCAAAGCGUAGCGAAAAGACACAGCUCACAACAACUGCGACGCCUCACCAAAGGUUAUAAGAUUGGGCCUUUCUCGGAUUCUCCGACUGUUUGUUGACGGUGAAGAGAACCGUCCGAUGUGAACGAAUUACCAAUGGGUCUUCAUGCAAUGUUAGUGAAGUGUAAAUAGUGACAUAGUAGUUGAUGUGGAUUGGGUUCAAACGCGAAAAACCCAAUCUAAAUACGAUUUGGCUUAACAGAGAAGAAAUAGACUGGGAUUAGUCACAAUAUGACUUGAGAGAUAGUCAAAACCGAAUGUAGCAUUGUUACGUAUAGAUCGCCAUACACGCCGACAUGUGUCGGGCAAGAUAUUGCCGAAACUCGAUUAGAAAAGAGUUGUAAUUGUGAUGAGUUUAAUGGGACGUGACGUAAUUUAUUAUUGUAAGUAAUGCAAAUAUUAGACUAAAGUACUUUAGAUUCAAUAUAUUUUACACAACCACUCACACAAAUUACACUUGUACACUAUUAUACUUCUGCUUAUCUGAGCCGAUUAGGUGAAUGAUUUAGUGCAGUUUUCUCUGUUUGAUUGACACGUUUCGGUCUAGAUAAUGCUAAGACAUCUCAAUCACUUUUGAAUCAAAUAACUAUCUUGAAUCAACACGAACAAUAUGAAGAUGAAAUAAAUUUUGGCUACAUGUGUACAUCAUAUGUUUUUUUUUUGUUCAAAGUUUUCAUGACAUGUAUGUAAAAUUUAUUAUUAAUUUGAUGGAAACACUAUUUUAUUAAAGUUAUUGUGCCAUAGGCUGACCUUGUGAACAAAAAAGUAAUAUUCAAAUAUUUAUUGUUGUAAAAGAUUUGUACUAUUCGAGGUAAAUUGUACUCAAAGUUUAAUUCGAUUCCUAAUUGAUCAGUUAGUUCACACCUAUCUUCGAAUGAAACUCUACUACUUUGGCUCAUUUGUUAUGUGUUUUUAGUUGAAGGAUGGUACGAAAUCACAUCACUUUGUAACUUUCUCGUGAACGCUACCACGGAACAAGAUAUUUGCACUGGCAACGGUAGUUUAUAUGAAGUAGAAUUUAUCCGGGAAACAAUAACUAUACGCGAUGAAGUUUUUACAACAAAAUAUACACAUGCAAUUUUGGAAUAAACGGUUUUGUACUGUCCACGUAUUGGACUUUAAAAUAUACAGAAAGGAAAUAUUAAUAAAAAUUGGUGCUUUCAUAAAAAAUAAAAUAAAAAUUAACAAUAAAAUAAAACAUAAACAAUAGCAAACAAACAUCAGAGAAAUGAGCCAACCGCUGAAUGUUGCUUAUAGCGCAAAGUUAGGACAAGAUUACAUAUUUGAUAAGCAUCGGAUACUCUGAACGUAAAAGGAAACAAAUGCCAAUAUGUAAAAGGAACUUCCUUCGUAAACUUUUAAUCGGAUUAUUCUAGAGAAAAGCGAGUUAAAGUGUUCUUUUAAUUCUUUACGCUAAAACAGAAUACAUAAACUAAUACCAUAGAAUAUUCACGCAGAAGAAGAAGGCAUGCAGCCAGUAGGAAUACUGAAAGCAAAUUAUGCAUGUGGAUCACAACAAAAAAAUUAAAAUGAAAGCCGUCUCGACUAUUUUAAGUUCAAUCACUAUCAAAUGAAGCUGAAUAUCAGUGGAAAAGGGUAUAGCAGCGCAUACUCAUGGAGUGAACUAUAGAAGAAGAAAGGAUAAUGGAAUCUAACUGAUGGUAGAUGGAAAGAAGAGAGCUAGAGAGCGAGAGAGGAUGAAAAUUCAAUUUUUAUGAAUUUGUCAUUGAUACUAUCUAUAUUCGUAAAACUAUUGCGCAAUCCUAUCUUUAUUGUAAUGAUUGCGAAACGAUUCAAAUUACGUGAAAUAAAUAUUAAAAAGGUAAUAAAA
Molecule: messenger RNA, 5266 nt
Organism: Ochlerotatus camptorhynchus
Lineage: Eukaryota; Metazoa; Arthropoda; Insecta; Diptera; Culicidae
Gene: pico
Product: pico
Exons: 4
Coding region: 390-3458 (1022 amino acids)
Biological process (GO): signal transduction
Source: RefSeq, a predicted model, not a curated record